Molecule: messenger RNA, 571 nt
Organism: Phycomyces blakesleeanus NRRL 1555(-)
Lineage: Eukaryota; Fungi; Mucoromycota; Mucoromycetes; Mucorales; Phycomycetaceae
Exons: 4
Coding region: 85-270 (61 amino acids)
Source: RefSeq, a predicted model, not a curated record
GGGCUCAAAAAAGAUAUAUUUUAUUUUGUUUCAAAAAAAGAAGUAAUUCUAUUAAGUAUUUUAUAAGCUACAAGCCGUUUCUUAAUGAAAGCAGCUUUUACAGGUAUGAGAAAGCUUUUUAUACUGCGUGUAUAUCUACUAGCUAUCAUUAAAAACUUACCUAAUGUUUCUAUGGCAAAAAAGCUGAUUAUGUAUCUGGAUAAAUAUCAUUGCUCUGCUGAUAAGAUUUGGUUCCGUAAUCUCAUCUUUGCAUCGCCUUUGAAGCUUUAAUAAACUUCCAUGAUGUAGUAUUCUCUGGCUAGAUUACACUUGCGGUUUACCUUUAAACGAUGACAUGAAAAUAAUGAAAAAAAGAGACAAGUAAACAAUUGGAAAAUUAGCCUAAAGUCUAUUAUGUCCCUUUGUUUUUUAGCAGUCUCGGGAUCUUAUGAGUGGUGGCACUAUGUCAAGAAUCAGUGUAUAUGAGUACUUUUUUGUUAUAUUCUUAGCAGUAUUACUAUCAAAGAAAGUCUAAAUGAUUAUAGAAAAAUAUAAUAAUUGGUGUGGGCAGACUAAAAGUUCAAAAAAGGGC